CCCAUCUUAUUGUCGAUGAAGUAAGUCUCACCAUUCACCAGAAGCACACGCAACUACAUAUUGAGACCCAACUACAGAUCCAGGCCAACACCACACUGAAACCCAACAACACAGAAAGCGAUUGAUUAGCAGGCAGACACCAUGACGUACCAGACCAAGUACGAUCAGAUCCUCGACGAGAAGGUAGUCGAAAGCCCCGAAAACAUAUCACCACAGCAGCCAACUCCCAAGAACCAGACCUUUCCCAACGAGAAGGAAGUCAAGCCCGCGCACAGCUUUCUCCACAGAGCGAUGGUACUGACAGAACUUCCGCAGAUUCCCCAAGACUUGCCCACUAUGCAGACCUGGUCCUUCACCCGCUGCAGAACCUACGACCACGCCUACAACCUGCUCCGCAUUUACCAGACCCUUCUCGUCGACCUCGAUUUCACUCCACGUGAGAUCGAGGACUGGCUUGCGCAGGGCCAUCUCGGUCGCAACAUCGUGAUGCACUUUGAGGGCAACCUAGGAAAGAUUCCCGAGCACCGGAUGACGUGGUUGAUGGCGCACCUCUGGAUCUGGGGCUUGGAUCCCGACACCGCGCUCGGGGCCGACGUGCCGAUCUUCAAGUUCUCGGACGAGGGUAGGAAGUAUCUGGGACAGUUUGAAGCUCCUGUGGAGUGGGCGGGCAUGCUUACUCUCGAGAUCGAGUCCGCCAUGGAGUGGGAGCUCGAGAUCGCUAGGUCGCUUGCUCGUGUGCAGGCCGCAGCGGAACCGAAGGGAUUUUUGGAGACUUUGAUUCUGGGGAAGGAGAAGGAGGAGCCUUUGAAGUAUGAGCGGUGUUUCGCCAGACAACUGGAGAGAGUUGUACUUAAGCUUGAAAUGGCGGCAGAAGAUUGCAGAGAUGUGGUAUCAGUCCCCUCGGAUGGAGUGGAUGAAGAGAUGAGAUGGUAG
Molecule: messenger RNA, 933 nt
Organism: Colletotrichum phormii
Lineage: Eukaryota; Fungi; Ascomycota; Sordariomycetes; Glomerellales; Glomerellaceae
Exons: 1
Coding region: 142-933 (263 amino acids)
Source: RefSeq, a predicted model, not a curated record